Molecule: messenger RNA, 818 nt
Organism: Hyla sarda
Lineage: Eukaryota; Metazoa; Chordata; Amphibia; Anura; Hylidae
Product: securin-like
Exons: 6
Coding region: 178-750 (190 amino acids)
Biological process (GO): chromosome organization
Cellular component (GO): nucleus; cytoplasm
Source: RefSeq, a predicted model, not a curated record
ACGUCACUCGUCUCCAGCCAAUAACCACAGCGCAUCCAUUGUCCAAUCAGAUUACAGCUGUCCCGUAAAUCAGCCAAUGAGAACGCGUUAUUUGAUAUAAAUGCCGGUACCGGGAAGGCGCAGUAUUAACGCUUCGGUGUUGUUUGUUUUAGUUGACGAACUUGUUGAAAAAUAAAAAUGUCCACCAGGAUCUUUAUUGACCAGGAGAAUGAGGCCUCUUCUACACAGCCGGCGAAAGAUCUCGUAAAGCCUUCAAGUGACAUGUCUAAAGGAAAGCCAGCUGUCAGAAGCCACAAGAGCAAAGCGUUUGCUUCUGGAUCAGGAGUAAAGACUCCAAGAAAAGCUCUGGGAAAUGUCAACAAGCAGACGACAAACCAAAAGACCGUGCAGCCCAUGAAAGGAAUCCUUAACAUGAAGAAGCAUGUGCCAGCUGCUAAAAAGCUUUCAGAAAAGUGUCCAAAGGUGGAGAAGCAAGUCUAUCCUGAAAUUGAAAAGUUUGAACCCUACAAUCCUGCAGAUUUUGAAACCUUUGAUGUUCCAGAGGACCAUAAACUGAGUCACCUCUCCAUGGCUGGCAUGGGUCUCCUGGUCAAUCCGAAUUAUGUUAAAAAGUUAGAGACACUACUGGGUAUAGAACCAGCCCCAAUAGAAAUCCCUGCUCUUAGCUGGGAGUCAGGUGCUGACUACAACUUUCCAAACUUCUAUGCUGCUUUUGAAAUGAUCAUGGUGGAAAUGCCAGUAAAGUAUUAAACAUGUUUGGGUUUUUGUUUCAACUUUGUUUUUUGCAUGUUUUUAAUAAAGAUUUUUAAUUUUAUCAA